AAAUUUCCCACCCUUCCUCGACAAGUUUUCCAAAAUUUUCUUCUUCUUCUUCAGUUCACAGCUUCACAUUCAAACGCGUUUUGCUCUCUUGUCUCUCUGGCUUUGCUCUUUCAGAUUCAACUUAUCCAUUUUCCUCACAUUUGUAUCUGCUGAAUUCGCUUCAAUGCUGGAAACCACUUCUCCGUCCACAACGUUUUUGGCCGUCCGUUUCCUUCUCUUUGGUUUCGAUCCCAUCAAAGAGCGCGAGGUUCGAGCCAAGCUUCUUAGUGGCGGUGGAGUUGAUGCUGGUCAGUACAGUCAAAAUUGUACUCACGUGAUUGUAGAUAAGAUUCUAUUCGAUGAUCCUCUAUGUGUUGCUGCAAGGAAUGAUGGAAAGACACUGGUUACGGGAUUAUGGGUUGACCAUAGUUAUGACAUUGGAAUGGCUGUAGAUGCCACAUCUAUUAUGUAUAGGCCUCUUAGAGAUUUGAAUGGCAUAGAGGGUGCUGAAAGGUUAAUUGUAUGCUUGACUGGAUACCAGCGACAAGAUCGAGAUGACAUUAUGACCAUGGUUGGCCUGAUGGGAGCACAAUUUUCUAAGCCAUUGGUGGCAAACAAAGUUACUCAUCUCAUAUGCUAUAAAUUUGAAGGUGAAAAGUAUGAGCUUGCCAAGAAAUUGAAGAAAAUAAAGCUUGUUAACCAUCGAUGGUUGGAAGAUUGCUUAAGGGAUUGGGAGCUUCUUCCAGAAGAUAAUUAUAGCAAGAGUGGCUAUGAGUUGGAGGCGAUGGAAGCUGAAGCAAAGGAUUCUGAAGAGGAGGCUGAGGGCCCCACGGUGAAGCAAUCAAGUCAUGAAAUGGCAAAUAGGAGUCCUCACUUGAGAAUGGGAACUCCUAAAUCUUGUCAGAUGCCAACAUUAACUGGGGAACUGCCAAAAAUGGCGUGUAAUUUAAGUGAGCCUGAAGGUAUGCCUAGUGUUGGUAAUGGGAAGGACAUGUUAGGAACUCCUAGCAGAAAUAAUAGAUCAGCAUCAGGCUUUAUUAGCAACUUUGUUUCUGAAGCAUCGCCCUGUCCUGUCUCUGAUGCCUCCAAUGAUGCUCCUUCUGUUGGUUUACAUAAUCCACAAGAGAAAACUCCAAAUUCUACAAAAGGGGGCAGUGACUUGGAAACAAUUUCUGGAAGUGCUGAAAGGCCUUAUUCUGAUGCAAAGUUUAGUGCUAGAAGUUACACUAGGAAAAACCCUCGGACAUCCCCAAUAUCAACUUUUUCAGGAAAAUUGGGCAAUACUAGAGGCUCUCCUAAAGUUCAAUUAGGUGAAUCCAUUGACAAGUCUUCUGCCAAAUUUGAAUCUGCAAAGGACUUAACUGGUUCUGGUCAUGUUGAGGUUCUUCCAAGAACAAGUGAGCUGUUUCAUGAAGAAGCUUCGAGCAGUAAAAAGCAAAAGAUGGAUGUUUCAUGUUUUAACCCUAAAUCUCACGAUAUGGGUCAUGAACCACCAAGAAGUGUGACAGGAAGUCCGUCAGUUAGUUGCAAUCAAGGAUUGGAACAACCACAUUUGGUAGAUGGUUUGUCUAAGAUUAAUAAUCAGCAUCCUGAUGUAACAGGAAGUCCAUUAGUCAGUCUUGAUGCCGCUGCACAAAAGUCCCAUUCUGAUGUUUCAAUUGGCAAAGCUUCAAAAUUUAAAACAAAGCAAUUAAUGCAAGAUCUGCUGCCCCUUGAAGAUGCAGCCUCAGAGGAUGAACAAAAAAAGGAUGCGGAUGAAAACAUGCCACAAACAUCAUUAAAGGCACUGAAAAAGUCCAGUUUGGCUAGCAAGCCUGAAGUUGGAGAUUUUGGAGUUAAAAAAUCUGAAGAUCUGGUUGCAGAUGCUGAGGUCCCGUGUCAUCAGCAGCAAGAUAGACAGGUCCCAUCCCCCUUCAACAGAAACUUAGAGGGAGAGAAAUCUCAGACUAUUGCUAAUUUAGAAGGGCUUGAGGAAGGUAACGGCAACUUAAUGACCAAACGGGUUAGGACAAAGAUGAUUGCCAAGAAGACAUUGGGUUCUAGACCAAAACUGAAAAGUACUGCGAACCUAAAAGGGUCCAUUUAUUUAAAUAAAGUUGCAGCUCAAAGUGAUCCUGCAGUUGGUCUGCCUAGGGAAAUAGCAGGACAUGAGAAUUUCUCUAGUUUCAAUGAGCUUGAAAUAUCCCCUGCAACUGUCGAUGCUAUUGCAGUAAAGGAGGUAGAGACAAAAAUUGACCCAAAAUCUGGAGAUAAUACUGAAAAUGCGACUACUGUUAUGGAUGAUGAGACUGAACCUCCAGAGGACAAAGACACACAUGAAGGUGUACACGAUGAAGAGAAGGAUGGGGUGGUUGAUUUGUCAAGUAAAGCAGAUGAUAACACGAAGGUUAAACCAGAUGUCUCUCAGCAUUCAACAAACAAUACUGCCGCUGAUAUGGAUGAUGGUGCAAAGGAGGAUAAGAUUGCAGUUCAAAGCCAGCAGAAAGAUAAAACUACCUGUAAAGCAAAUGGUAUGAAAGGGAAAGUAAGGCAAGGCAAAAAGCAGCCAUCAGGUAAGUCCAAGACAAAGACUGUCCUUACUCUCUCUGGGCAUGCAAAAUCUAAGCAAGCUUCGGAUGGUGAAAAGACUUGCAAUGGCGAGGACAGUGUUGAGAAAGUUAUGGGGGAGGAAAAAGGUAAGCCAUGUUCUGCAGGUCAAACUAAGAGCAGAACUAUAUCUAAGAGAAAGUCAGAAAACUCCAUGGAAGUGGAUAAGGAGAAUAAGCAAAUUGUUGAUGGAGAUCAAAAUAUAAGUCAGUUCAAAGGUCAUGUUAGGAAAACAGCCCUCAAAUCUGAUGUGUCAAUGAAGGCUAAUCAAAAGUCAAGGAAAAGAGAUCCUAAAUGUGUUCUGGUGAGAGAGGUUUCGAAGCAAUUGGAAACUGAACCUAUAUGGUUUAUUUUGAGUGGACAUAAGCUACAGAGAAAGGAGUUUCAGCAAGUCAUUAGGCGGUUGAAAGGAAAAGUCUGCAGAGAUUCUCAUCAGUGGUCAUAUCAGGCAACACACUUCAUAGCUCCAGAUCCAAUUCGUAGGACGGAAAAGUUUUUUGCUGCUGCAGCCUCUGGAAGACGGCAUACUGAAUGCAGGUGGAUUCUAAAGACUGAUUAUCUAGCUGCUUGUAGUCAAGCAGGAAGGUUCCUGGGUGAGGAGCCGUAUGAAUGGCAUAAGCAUGGCCUUAGUGAAGAUGGUGCAAUUAAUUUAGAGGCUCCGAGGAAGUGGCGGCUUUUACGGGAGAAAACAGGUCAUGGUGCCUUCUAUGGCAUGCGUGUUAUUAUUUAUGGAGACUGCAUUGCACCAUCUUUGGAUACUCUGAAGCGAGUUGUGAAGGCAGGUGAUGGGACUAUAUUAGCAACUUCUCCUCCUUACACCCGUUUCCUCUCGUCUGGGGUUGACUAUGCCAUUGUCAGCCCUGGCAUGCCACGUGUUGAUUUGUGGGUACAAGAGUUCAUGCGACAUGAGAUACCCUGCAUUGUGGCUGAUUACUUGGUGGAGUAUGUAUGUAAGCCUGGUUAUUCUCUGGAGAGACAUGUUCUAUACAAUACUCAAACUUGGGCAGAAAGGUCAUUCGCUAACCUUUUGAGCAAGGCAGAAGACAUUGUUGAAGGCGUGACACCGUCAGAUGAUUGCAGUAACGAUGACACAACCUGUAAAGUAUGUGGAUCUCACGAUAGAGGGGAGGUGAUGCUGAUAUGCGGCGAUGAAAGUGGUUCUGUUGGUUGUGGGAUAGGUAUGCACAUUGACUGUUGUGAUCCUCCUCUUGAAAAUAUCCCAGAGGAGGAUUGGUUUUGUCCCAAUUGUAGCAACAGCAACAGUUCUCCAAAGAGGAGAAAAGGGGCUUGAUAGAAGACCAAGUUGUUUUUUUUUUUCCGUCUUCAGAUUUUGUAGGAGCACAUUGUUGUCCGAGUCUCAUAUUUGGCUGUGGCUACACGUGUAGAAUUUGUUGUGCUCGGUCUCAGUUGAAUUUGAGAAUUCUAUUAGACAGAACAGAAAAUGAUAGUGGCUCUAGAAUCUGUUUAGCUUCUCUUUGGGAAUAAUGUAUGGAUUUCUGAAAUAUUUUAAUUAGAAAAGUGUUUUUGAUCUCUCUA
Molecule: messenger RNA, 4101 nt
Organism: Manihot esculenta (cassava)
Lineage: Eukaryota; Viridiplantae; Streptophyta; Magnoliopsida; Malpighiales; Euphorbiaceae
Product: BRCT domain-containing protein At4g02110
Exons: 10
Coding region: 164-3856 (1230 amino acids)
Source: RefSeq, a predicted model, not a curated record